This is a messenger RNA of Entrophospora sp. SA101, 456 nucleotides long. NCBI's taxonomy places the organism in Eukaryota, Fungi, Glomeromycota, Glomeromycetes, Entrophosporales, Entrophosporaceae. The record is from the annotation of a GenBank genome assembly.
AUGACUUCCAUUGAUGCUAGUAUGAAAGCAGCCAGUGACAUUUAUGAAAAAGGAGUAUAUAAAUCUAGAGUUAUAAGAAAAUGUUCAUCAUAUUGGUUAAACCAUGGUACACUGCCAAAAUCAUUACAAGGUUGCCAUCAGAAAACAAAGUCUUUCAUUGAUGAUGAAGAUGUGAUUGAACAAUCAUUAAAUUUUGUCAGAACAAAUGGCAAUAAAGUAACACCUUGUAAAUACAAAGAUUUUGUUAACAAGGUAUUAUUUCCAAUAUGGGCACCUCUUGGAGAACAACCAUUACAAAGGAAAGGCCAAGGUAAAUCAAUAAUGGUGAGUGAAUUUCUCACAGAAACAGUUGGUAGGCUUAAAUUAUCAGAAAGUCAAAUUUUACAAUUUCCAGACUUACCAAAAGAAGCCAGAAAAUAUUUAAGACCAGGGAAAAAUGAAGAAGGUUGUUGUUGA